AUGGCAAAAACUCCCAAAGAUCCCAGUUCAGACCCAACCAGUCCUCUCUUUCUUCAUCAUUCCGAUGGCCCUGGCCUUGUUCUCACCUCCCAGCCACUCGAUAACAAAAAUUACACAGCAUGGAGCCGUGGUAUGUUGGUGGCCGUUUCCGUAAAGAACAAGAUUCCGUUUGUUGCGGGUUCUCUUCCAAGACCUGCUGCUGAUGACCCUACAUACGCUGCGUGGAUUCGUGGGAACAAUGUAGUUAUCUCUUGGCUCUAUAAUUCUGUUUCCAAAGAAAUUAUAACCAGCAUACUAUUUGCAAAUACCGCCAACGAAAUUUGGGACGAUUUGAAAUCAAGAUUCUCCAGAAAAAUGGUCCUCGUAUAUUUCAACUCAGGAGGCAACUUACAUCUCUUCAACAAGGAACUGAUGAUGUGA
Messenger RNA from Cajanus cajan (pigeon pea), 420 nucleotides. RefSeq lists its product as uncharacterized. The record is from RefSeq and is a predicted model, not a curated record. Lineage: Eukaryota; Viridiplantae; Streptophyta; Magnoliopsida; Fabales; Fabaceae.